UCUCAUCGAUGUCAAAGUUAAUGGAACUGUCAUUUUUGUGUGUUGAAAAAUAAGUUUGUGUCGACAAAUAUCUACAAUCAUCCGUUAAGUUACAAUUAAUAGUAACGUGUUUUCAUAUAAUUCGUGAAAAAUGACGAUUCAAGCAUCAAUGGGUGAUGGAAAUAAAGCGCGAGGUGUGGUUUACAAAGACAAAAGUAAGCCGAGCGAUGUCCGUCUCAGCAAUAUCAAUGCCGCAAAAGCUGUAUGCGAUGCCAUUCGUACGAGUUUGGGGCCAAGAGGCAUGGAUAAAAUGAUUCAGGCGAGCAAUGGUGAAGUCACCAUCACCAACGAUGGGGCUACGAUUUUGAAACAAAUGAAUGUCAUACAUCCAGCUGCAAAAAUGUUAGUUGAGCUGUCACGUGCUCAGGAUGUUGAAGCUGGCGAUGGUACCACUACUGUUGUUGUAGUAGCGGGGGCUUUACUCGAUGCUGCUGAAAAAUUAUUAACACGGGGGAUUCACCCAACUGCAAUUUCUGAAUCAUUUCAACGAGCCGCCAAACACGCCGUCGAUGUUUUAACAAGCAUUUCUAAGCCGAUUCAAUUAGAUAAUCGCGAACAAAUGGUUAAAAGUGCGUCAACAUCAUUGAAUUCAAAGGUUGUUUCACAACAAUCAAGUCUGUUGGCUCCUUUGGCUGUUGAUGCGGUUUUAAAGGUCGUAGAACCAGGGCGUGAACAAGUCGUUUCUUUGUCAGAUAUUAAAGUCAUUAAGCAAAUUGGGGGCACUGUUGAAGAUACCGAAUUAAUAGAUGGUGUUGUUUUUCCUCAAAAAGUUGCAAAUGUCAAUGGCCCGAAACGUAUAGAGAAAGCCAAAAUUGGAUUUAUUCAGUUUUGUAUUUCUGCACCUAAAACCGAUAUGGAUCAUAAUGUUGUUGUUUCUGAUUAUGCUGCUAUGGAUAGAGUUCUUAAGGAAGAGAGGACUUAUAUUUUGAAUAUUGUCAAGCAGAUCAAGAAGGCUGGAUGUAAUGUCCUUUUGAUCCAGAAAUCAAUUCUUCGCGAUGCCGUCUCUGAUCUCGCUCUUCAUUUUCUCGAUAAAAUCAAAUGUAUGGUCGUCAAAGACAUUGAACGUGAAGACGUUGAAUUUGUGUGUAAAUCACUCGGUUGUCGUCCUAUCGCAUCUCUCGAUCACUUUACCGCCGAAAAUCUCGUUUCAGCCGAUUUGGUUGAAGAGAUCGGUGUUGGCGGCAAUCGUAUGGUGAAGAUUACCGGUGCUCAAAAUGCCGGUAAAACAGUGACACUUUUGGUUCGAGGCUCGAAUAAAUUAGUCCUUGAAGAGGCGGAAAGAUCUUUACAUGAUGCAUUGUGUGUGAUUCGUUGUUUGGUACGAAAAGGAGCAAUUGUAGCAGGUGGUGGUGCACCUGAGAUUGAAUUGGCCUUGAAACUGGCUGCUUUGGCUGAUACAAAAGAGGGUAUUGAUGCGAUCUGUUUGAGAGCUUUUGCAAAUGCUUUGGAGAUUAUUCCGUUUACGUUGGCCGAAAAUGCUGGUUUGAAUCCAAUUCAAACGGUGACAGAAUUGAGGAAUAGACAUGCGAAAGGAGAAAUUUCAGCAGGGAUUAAUGUGAGAAAGGGCUCGAUUUCGGAUAUUUUAGAGGAGAAUGUGGUACAACCGUUGUUGGUCAGCGUCAGUGCGAUAACGUUUGCUACCGAAACGGUCCGAUCAAUUUUGAAAAUUGAUGAUAUUGUGAACACGAUGACAUAGAUCUUUUCUAAAUUGCUUCAUUUAAUUUUUUUGUUAAGUACGAUCAUUUGUAACAAAAUUAGUAUUAUUACAAAAAUAACAAUAUUGUGGAUUCGUUUAAGCAUUGUUUUAUUUAGAUAAGAAUAAACAAAUGGUUAAAGUUUUUUUUCCUAUAAUAAAAUAUCUACAGUAACAAUAAA
Molecule: messenger RNA, 1914 nt
Organism: Tribolium castaneum (red flour beetle)
Lineage: Eukaryota; Metazoa; Arthropoda; Insecta; Coleoptera; Tenebrionidae
Gene: CCT4
Product: Chaperonin containing TCP1 subunit 4
Exons: 8
Coding region: 131-1735 (534 amino acids)
Biological process (GO): protein folding
Cellular component (GO): chaperonin-containing T-complex
Molecular function (GO): ATP binding; ATP-dependent protein folding chaperone; ATP hydrolysis activity
Source: RefSeq, a predicted model, not a curated record